AUGGUACUUGAAUCAGAUAAAGACAUGGAGUUUUCAACUUAUGGUGAUAAGUUGAAAGGUUCAAAGUAUAAAAGGUGGACUCCUGAAAUGGAUAAACUAUUAAUCAAACUUUUACAUGAUAUCGUUCAUUCUUUUGCUAAAGAUGAUCAUCCACAAAUGACUAAGAGGAGUUGGCAUUAUAUUUCCAAUGAACUUCGAGCUGCUAACCCUCAAACUGUUUAUUCAACUUUCACUAAAUAUUCGUGUCAACAGCAUUUAUAUAACGUUAUACAUGCCAGGUAUAGGAUGUGGUGUGUUUUGUUGAUGUUUAGUAAGAAGAAUCGUAAUGAUAGUAAUGGUUAUUCAUAUAAAUGGAACCCUAAUCUGGGAAAUUUCCAAAUCAUCGAUGAAACGAGAGAUCAAGUGAUUGUUGAUACUACCAUAAUCAAAUCCAUUAUGUAUUCUAAUCGAUUGUCUUUACCAAAUUUAUCUCAAUUUCAUAAGGGGAACAUUGUAGUGAAUGAUUUCUUCCUUUCUGAUACUUUUAGUUUCAUCUCAGAAUAUCAUAAUGAAAUAUUACCCAUGAUGAUUAAACUUGAUCCUCGAUAUUCUAUAGGAUUAGAGAAUGUUUAUAAUGAUAUUCCAAGAUUCGAUUAUGAUGGUUUUAAGAAACCUUAUAUGGUACCUUUACAUCCGAAAAAUGCUAAACCUAAAGCCCUUAGAAAAUCAAAACCAGCUGAUCAUGUUUUAGUAAAACUACCUGAAGAAUCCAAUUCUUCUAAUAUCCUUAUCCAAUCACCUCAACAAUCACCCGAUCAAUCAAUGGCUCCUCAAACUCAUCAAAAUCUUCAAAUAAGUCAAAGUCAUAAUAGUCCAACUCAAGCAUCUCAAAUCCAUUCCAACCCUCCUCAACAAACAACUCCAGCAAUACCUCAAUUAGUUCAUAUCCCUCGAAACUCAAUCGAUACUCAUAAUCCUGAAACUCCGGUCCAUCAAAGAAUGGGCGAUGAAAUGUAUUAUAAUCCUAAUGUUAAUCGAAUUCCUGUUAAUAAUCUUACUCAACAACAAUUAUCCCAGUUUUAUCAACAACAGUAUAUGCUUCAGCAAUUGACUCAUCAACAAAUCCAAUAUAAUCAAAUGCAUCAAGAUGAAGAUAAAAGAAGAGAUAUCGAAUAUGAAAAUGAUUUGAACUAUCAAGUUCAACCACUUCAACAACCUUCAAUCCCUCAAGCUACAGCUGAAAAUUAUGCUAAGGAUAGGAAAUGGUUUACCAAAUUGAUCUUUCUUCAAGAGAAAAAUUUGUUAUCAAUCAAUGAAGUUUUGACAAUCUGUGAAGGUGUAAGAGAUGGUAAAAUUCCUUUGGCAAUGUUGAAUAUCCUUGAUCCUGGGUAUAAUCGUGAAGAACAAGCAGAAUCAGAAUUAAAAGAUGAAGAGAUGUCAAGAAGAGUUAGAGAUUAUAUGCUUCCCAUGACUUAUAUGAGGCUGUAA
Messenger RNA from Yamadazyma jaroonii, 1467 nucleotides. Lineage: Eukaryota; Fungi; Ascomycota; Pichiomycetes; Serinales; Debaryomycetaceae. The record is from the annotation of a GenBank genome assembly.